Molecule: messenger RNA, 3459 nt
Organism: Camelus dromedarius (Arabian camel)
Lineage: Eukaryota; Metazoa; Chordata; Mammalia; Artiodactyla; Camelidae
Gene: FAM53A
Product: family with sequence similarity 53 member A
Exons: 5
Coding region: 1890-2996 (368 amino acids)
Biological process (GO): protein import into nucleus
Cellular component (GO): nucleus
Source: RefSeq, a predicted model, not a curated record
UAGGUGGAUAGUGUGUGUUUUUACUUUAUUUCUACUUCAUUUUCUCUCACUCUGAGUACAGCUGCAGAUCUGAAAUGUGUUAGUCUAUGUUAAAUUGGCUGAAGUGUUUGCAUUUUAUCUUAGGCUACUUCUGCUGGACUCUAAACUUCCCUAAUGUCAAAAUACAUUUUUUUUUAAAAAGUCAAACUUGACUCAUUGCUUAGUUGAGUUUAUAAUGAUCUCUCAGCAUUGAAAGCUUUCAGGGUGGAUUAGCUUGGCUUCAAGACUGCACUUCAGUUUCACAACAUUUCAAGAAUUUAACUUGAGCAUAUAGAUUCUGUUUCUUCAGCUGUGACCUCACUGUCUCUUGAGUGUGUCCCCAUCAAAGCAGGUCCCGACAGGGAAGCCCAGCCUCGCACUCUGAUGGUAGAAAGCAGGGGAAGAGUUUGUCUCAAUUUUGACAACUCGAAAUUGCCCCCAACUUGAAAUUGAAACAGCAAUUGUUUAGAAGCAGUGGCUUUUCUUUAAACUGGCCUCCUCCCGUGGCUCACUGUGCAGGGAACUUAGACUUUGUUCUGGAGCUCAGUCCCUCUUGUGUGCUCUGUGGUGCCACUUUAAGGCUCUCAGGAGGGUGAACAAGAGCCACCGUAACAGGCAUGCCCUUUGGUGGACCCUUACAUUUUCUUGACUUUGAAUUUGGAGCCACAAAGGGGAGCACUGUUCUUGUAGCUACUGGAAACAUGUACUGGAGAGGAUGCCAACGUUGUUGUCUUUUUCUUCUUUGUAAGUGGGCACAUCAGGACCUUCCCUAGUCAUAGAGACAUCUGCUCAUCUGCACAGUGUGCACAGGGAACAGGCUGCUGUUUGUUUGCUGGGAGGUGAAAGGACCAGGAGAACAGGUGUUCCCUGUGCAGGGUGCUCUGACCGUGUUCUGUAGGCACACCACCUUCCCCUCUGAGGUGGGACUGAGCACGCUGCUGAAGGCUUCGUCCUCCGGUGCCUGUGUCUCCAGGUUGCUGGGGUUUUCCUGUCUGUGUGGCGUCUGUCUACAGCUUCCUGGGCUGGUGGCCCUUGGCAGCUGCUCACAGGCAGCAGGGCCACCAGGGAGGGGUGAGGCUGUGUGUGGCGGUGGGGUGACCAGCUGCAUGCAGACUUGGGGACUCUCCCUGUUGGUCUCUGUGGGGAGCUGGGUCCUGUGCGGGCCCCUCUGUCCCUGGUAAGGCCAGUGCCCCUCCCUGCAUCACCGCCCGCUGGGCCUGCUGCAGACCUGCAUCCCCCGGUUCCCCUCCUGGGAGGAAACCCCACCUUGAGUUGGGGGCGGGGCCCUGGCCUGGCUGGCUGGAGUUGGGGAGGGGUGUUUAGUUGCUGCAGCCAGUGGCCGGCGGUCAGCAGCCAGGUGGGUCCAGGUGGUCCCUCGGGCGUCCCCAGUGCUGGCUGAAGGUCCGCUUCCCAGCGGCUUUCUAGCUUCCGAGGCGUCGCAGGGCCUCCUCCCCGCUGUUUGGAGCAGGGGUGGGGAAGACCUCCGUGUUGGUUCUCACGUGAGCGUUCACCUGCGCCUGUCAGCCAGACCCCUGCUUUCGUUCCAUUUUCCAGGAGAGGACUCCAGUGGCAGUUUUAAAGCGGGAGGGCCUUUGUCAGGUAGGAAGACCAGGAACAUUUGCACGCGUGGAGCCGGCAGGUGAGUGUGGCCUUGGCCGAGUGGUUUUGCGCGUAGUCACUUGUGACAAUUUCUCUUCAGCAAAAACCAGACAUGAAGCUCUGAGGAGCCCUUGGGAAUGGAUCACUGAUUUUUAAAACAAACGCGGCCUGGCGGGUUGGCUCAAACCUUGCAACGGCCUGGGCCUCCUGAAGCCCGAUGUUGCAGAACCCCAGGGCCUGCUGGUGUGGACAGAGAACACAGGCCCUGGACCAUGGUCACCCUCAUCACUGAGAAGCUGCAGAACCAAAGCCUGGACGACCUCACCCACAAGAGCUACGAUGCUGGCCCGUGUUCUGCCGAGAACGUGAGCUCAACUGGCUGCUUGUUCCCUUUUGAGACCAACAAAGACAAGCACCCCUGGAAGGUCGUCAGCCGAGGACCGCCCGUCGGAAGCCAGGCGGCCGCGGGCCCCACCGUCCCCUUCUCGCCCAGCAGCCUGGGCGCCGUGAGCGCCCGGGACCUCAGGGAGCCUGGGGGGCCGCCCUCGGCACCGCCCACCAAGCGACACUGUCGGUCCCUGUCGGAGCCGGAUGAGCUGGCGCGCUGCCGUUCCCCGUGGCGCCCGGGCGGCUCCAGGGUCUGGACUCCGGUCUCCAAGAGGCGGUGCCACAGCGGCGGGAGCGCCACGCUGCAGGGCAGCCCGAGCGCCGGCCCAUCCCGGAGCGCCUGGUCGCCGGGCCACGCCCUGCCUGCGGCCGGCCCCACCUCGCCCCCCGCACCCCGGCCGGCCUCGGCCAGCAGCGGCUUCUUGGAUUUGGGCGACGGCAGCUUAGGCCCGGCCUGGCGACCCGCGGGCCCUUGGGCGCUGCCCGCGCGACGCCGCCUGUCCCUAUCGCAGGAGCACCUGGUGGCGGCGGGCGCGGCCCCGCCCUCGGCCGGCAGCUCGCCCACGUCCACGCCCCAGCUGGGCCGCAGGCGGGGCCUGCUCCGGUGCCGCUCGCAGCCGUGCGUGCGCGCGGGCGGGAAGAGCCGGCUGAAGCGCAGGCGCGAGGAGGACCGCUGGCCGCGCCCGUCCCUGGACUUCCUGAAAAUGACCCGGACUUUAAAAAAUUCAAAAAGCCUUUGCUCCCUUGAUUACGAAGACGAGGACGAGGAUGACGCCCGAGUGAAGACGGCCGUGUCCUCCCCACGUGACCCCCACGGCCUGCAGCCCCGGCCCGCCGGCCUUAGCCCGAGGGCCUCACCGGAGUGGGUGGCCGCCGAGGGUGAGGGCUGGAGUGGUGGGGACCCUAGUGACUGGGACAGUGCUGGGGAGGAGGGUGCCUUCCCUCUGGACCGCAGCCGUGAGCUGGACCUGGAGCAGAUCGAGAAUAACUGAGCGUCGGGCAGGGGGAGUGGUGUGGGGGCUGGCGCUCCGUUUCUUCCCCAUGAACGUGCUUUUCGGACACGAGGUGUCACUUUGAUGCAGUCUCUCCUAAAGAAGUAUUUUGCAUUUUUAUGGCUUUUACAGUUCUGAGAAAGCGUCUCUAUUUUGACAAGAAUUUUCGAAAGGGCAUUCUGUUAACUGGAGUCUGCGUGCAGACCCCAGCCUGGGGUUGUGUUCCUUUUGUAAACUGCCUGCUGUGAAGUGCCUGUGUGUGGUGUAGCCGUGGGAAACCUGUCCCCCGCGUGCUGAACCCCUGGCCUACACUGCCCGCUCCUCCUGCUGUAAGGAGCAGGGCUGCGGCGCGGGCUGCCGGCCGGGGUCAGUGCUCUCUGUGCUGAGGACUUGGGACAGGCCUUGAGGGUGGUGGCCCUGGCCACCCCACUCUGUCACUUCAAUAAAAGGCAUUUGCUUUGCA